CCCAGCAGUCGUGUCAGAGCCAGGAAACAAGCUGAGCUGUACCGUGUCGUUGCAGUUCAACAGCGAGGUUAACUCAGUGUUCGCAGAGAUCAGCCUUUAUGUGAGGAUGGGCGAACACCGAGACAUGAUGUAUGUCGCCUAAGAAGUCACCAGACAGAGACGGAAGACGUGGAGCUCUUGGGGAAUCAUCUGGAAGCGUUAAGAGGGAAGGUAGACCUGCCAGGGUGUCACGGUCUUUCUGGGCAGGUAGACGUUAUCAGGCAGCCAGACUAGCCGCUCAGCUAGUGUUUCAGCGGCAAGACGCUAGCUUAAAUCGGGUUGAAUGAACUUUUGCCACAGACGGCACAAAAAAGCGCAGCGCGGAUACAUUUUUUCUAGAAAUAUAAAGCUAUCCCUGUGAAAAGCGCACACUGCCCUUUUAUUGUUUUCAAGGAGACACCGGUGGCUGCUCAUACAAGAAGGCUGAUUGACAGCUUGUCACAACGGGUUUUCCAGAUGUGGAGUCAGCACAAGAAGUGUAGCCGGGCUCUGAGUCGGGAAUGGCUGGCCGGAGCAAACUCAUAGGUGGAAUCGCAAGUCAACAAACUGCAACAGCAAGCCAUGCAUUUCAGUUUGGCGCUGAGGUGUCCCUGAAAACCACAGCAGCCGACCUGACACGUUGUUCUAGCCAGCUAAGUGAAGUUACCGAGAGGAUACUGGAAACUGCACAGGAAAGCGGGUGAAGUGGUGCAAUCCGGCGCGCGAUAGGACUGUUCCUACAGUCAGUAUGAAGAGGACGGAGAAUAAAAACAAAAGGAAACUCUGCAGUAUGGAGCAGCACGACAGUGGAGGAGAGGAGAAAGAUGCGAAGGAGUUUGCAGCUCCUCCUCCUCUGCUCUUCCGGAAGCUGAGUAAUCCUGACCUAUCACCCGCAGCAACUGCUGCUACCAAAUCCAAACUUCACCGACAGCUGAGCCAGGAUGAGAGUCGGGCCCGACGUAGCAGCAUGGCCAUGACUGGUAAACAGCUGCUGCCUUUGUCCAGCAGUCUGCAUGCUGGAGUUAGUCAGCUGGCUUGUCAAGGCAACUCUGGGACUUUUGGAGCACCUGGGGCUAUUGGGGGAGCAUCUGCAGGAGGAGAGGCCAACAACCUGGUCCGUAUGAGGAACCAGGCUCUGGGGCAGUCUGCCCCUUCUCUCACCGGACUGCACAGUGCUGACAUCAUAGAGCUGUAG
Molecule: messenger RNA, 1213 nt
Organism: Pundamilia nyererei
Lineage: Eukaryota; Metazoa; Chordata; Actinopteri; Cichliformes; Cichlidae
Product: microtubule-associated serine/threonine-protein kinase 2-like
Exons: 4
Coding region: 767-1213 (148 amino acids)
Source: RefSeq, a predicted model, not a curated record